AUGAUAUUGUCCCUGACACUUUUCCUGUGGAGGAUCUACCGACAUUUAUUCAUCAUCAUGUUCAGUUCAGAGAGACUUACUGUGCCAGAUUAUGUGAGUCGAUUACAUGGCAAGAAGAACGAGCCCCGGGCCGUUUCUCCGGGAAUUAAUGCAGACGUCCAGGCGAUAUUAGACAGCACACUGCCUAACCUGCGAUGCGCCAUCAGGAGGCUCAAGACCUCCAAGGACACCAGUGAUUGUGAUGAGACGCGCAGGGCUAUUGCAGAGAUCUAUCAGCUGGUGGAGGAGGCAUGGGUCCUGCCCGCUACGGGCCGCCAGGUGGCCGAGGAGAUCUGCAACAGGAUCCGACUGGAUGGAGGUCUGGAACUACUCCUUCAGCUGCAGCAAACCCCGGCUGUAGACAUAACGUAUGAGUCUGCCAAACUUCUGGAGCAGAUACUGAUCUCAGAAAACAGAGAUUAUGUUGCCAGGUUUGGGCUGGGGGUUAUUCUCAACUUGACCAGACAGCAGGAGGAUGCCCAGCUGGCCCGCAGUGUUUCUGGGAUCCUGGAGCACAUGUUUAAACACACAGAGGAGACGUCGGUCCAUCUCAUCUCAAACGGGGCUCUGGAUGCCCUCCUGUACUGGUGCAGGGGCACAGACCCCACUGUGCUACGACACUGUGCUGUGGCCCUGGCAAACUGUGCCAUGUAUGGAGGCCAUCGCUGCCAGCGGCUGAUGAUCGAAAAGCAGGCAGCUGAGUGGCUUUUCCCACUGGCUUUUUCCAAAGAAGAUGAACUUAUCCGCUUCCAUGCUUGCCUUGCUGUGGCUGUGCUGGCUGCAAAUAAAGAAAUCGAGAAAGAAGUGGUCAAAUCUGGCACUUUGGAGUUAGUAGAGCCAUUCAUUGCAUCUUUAGAUCCAGAUGAUUUUGCCCGCAGUUUACAGGACAGUGCUGACUCCAUGCAGGGAAGGACAGCUUCUGAUUUGCAGCACUUACUGCCGUUGCUGGAUGGUACAAGAGUGGAGGGCAAGUGUAUUGCAGCCUUCUAUCUCUGUGUGGAGAGCAGCAUUAAGUCCAGACAGCGUAACACCCGGAUAUUUCAAGAAAUUGGAGCAAUACAAAGCCUUAAAAGAAUUGUUAUGUACUCUAGUAAUGGUACAGCUUGCAUCCUUGCCAAGCGUGCAUUAACUAUGAUGGGAGAGGAAGUCCCAAAACGCAUUCUUUCAUGUGUACCCAACUGGAAAACAUGUGAAGUUCAGACGUGGCUGCAGCAAAUCGGCUUUAGUGCCUACUGCGAUCGCUUCCAGGAGCUGCAAGUUGAUGGAGACUUACUGCUGACCAUUACAGACAAGGAUCUGAGCCACGAUCUUGGCAUGACUGCAGGCCUCACUCGCAAGAGGUUCCUGAGGGAUCUACAUGUGUUAAAAAUGUAUGCUAACUACUCCACCUGCGAUCCAAAUAAUAUGGCUGACUGGCUUGCUGUGGUAGACCCACGUUUCAGGCAGUAUACCUAUGGAAUAGUGCAGUCUGGGGUGGACCGUGCUUGUGUCCAGAGUCUGACUGACCAGCAGCUGGAGAAGGACUGCAACAUAUACAAUGGGGUGCACAGAGCCAAGAUCCUGGCAGCAAGUCGCAAGCCUCUAAAAUCCAGUCACAUUGAUGCCCAGCCUGCAGGCCCUGAUGUGUUCAUUAGCUACCGGAGGACUACUGGCUCCCAGCUUGCAAGUCUCCUGAAGGUGCAUCUUCAAGUCAGAGGAUAUAGUGUAUUCAUAGAUGUGGAGAAGCUUGAGGCUGGCAAAUUUGAAGACAAACUUAUCCAGAGUGUACAGCGUGCACGCAAUUUUAUCCUUGUGCUCUCUGCAAAUGCACUGGACAAGUGUAUGGGGGACACUGCCAUGAAGGACUGGGUGCACAAGGAAAUUUCCACUGCUUUGAGUUGCAAGAAAAAUAUAGUUCCUGUCACUGAUAAUUUCCAGUGGCCAGAACCAGCAUCUUUGCCUGAGGACAUGAAAUCCAUCCUGAAUUACAAUGGCAUCAAAUGGUCCCAUGAAUAUCAGGAAGCCACAAUUGAGAAGAUACUUCGCUUCCUCAAAGGAAAUCAAGACCAGACUGAUGGCCCGGACUGUGGCAAAUCCUUAAAGAAAAAAUGAGGGACUAAGUGUUAUUUACACCAUGGUAU
Messenger RNA from Periophthalmus magnuspinnatus, 2159 nucleotides. It is a transcript of the gene sarm1, whose product is annotated as sterile alpha and TIR motif containing 1. The record is from RefSeq and is a predicted model, not a curated record. Gene Ontology annotation, cellular component: dendrite. Gene Ontology annotation, molecular function: protein binding; NAD+ nucleosidase activity; signaling adaptor activity. The transcript has 8 exons. Lineage: Eukaryota; Metazoa; Chordata; Actinopteri; Gobiiformes; Gobiidae. Bases 1 to 2130 code for a protein of 709 amino acids. Gene Ontology annotation, biological process: negative regulation of MyD88-independent toll-like receptor signaling pathway; response to axon injury; signal transduction.